Molecule: messenger RNA, 3276 nt
Organism: Sander lucioperca (pikeperch)
Lineage: Eukaryota; Metazoa; Chordata; Actinopteri; Perciformes; Percidae
Product: serine/threonine-protein kinase BRSK2-like
Exons: 21
Coding region: 41-2755 (904 amino acids)
Biological process (GO): protein phosphorylation; microtubule cytoskeleton organization; intracellular signal transduction
Cellular component (GO): cytoplasm
Molecular function (GO): ATP binding; tau-protein kinase activity; protein serine/threonine kinase activity
Source: RefSeq, a predicted model, not a curated record
UAAAAAAACACUCCGUGCGAGUCAUUACACGCCAAAUAAAAUGUCGUCGGCCAAGGACAGCGGGCAUUACGCCAACUAUGUGGGACCGUACCGCUUGGAGAAGACGCUGGGUAAAGGACAGACAGGUCUGGUGAAGCUGGGUAUCCACUGUGUGACGUGUCAGAAAGUUGCCAUAAAGAUUGUCAACAGAGAAAAGCUCAGCGAGUCUGUUCUUAUGAAGGUGGAGCGGGAGAUAGCCAUUCUGAAACUCAUAGAGCAUCCCCACGUUUUAAAGCUGCAUGACGUCUAUGAAAAUAAGAAAUACCUGUACCUGGUGCUAGAGCACGUGUCCGGGGGGGAGCUGUUCGACUACCUUGUGAAAAAGGGCCGGCUAACGCCUAAGGAGGCCAGGAAGUUCUUCAGACAGAUCAUCUCAGCCCUGGACUUCUGCCACAGCCACUCCAUAUGCCACAGAGAUUUGAAGCCGGAGAACUUGUUGUUAGAUGAGAAGAACAACAUCAGGAUAGCAGACUUUGGCAUGGCGUCUCUGCAGGUCGGGGACAGUCUGCUGGAGACCAGCUGUGGAUCUCCACAUUACGCCUGCCCAGAGGUUAUCAGGGGGGAGAAGUACGACGGGAGGAAAGCCGAUGCAUGGAGCUGUGGAGUCAUCCUGUUUGCACUUUUAGUGGGCGCCCUGCCUUUCGACGAUGACAACCUGAGGAAUCUUUUGGAGAAGGUGAAGCUGGGAGUUUUCCACAUGCCUCACUUCAUCCCUCCAGAUUGUCAGAACCUUCUGCGCGGUAUGAUUGAAGUGGACGCCGGCAAGAGGCUCACGUUAGAGCAGAUCCAGAAGCACACGUGGUACCUAGCUGGAAAGAACGAGCCGGAGCCCGAGCAGCCCGUCCCCAGGAAGGUGGCCAUCAGGACUCUGGCUGCCACCGAGGAGAUCGACCCCGACGUCCUGGAGAGCAUGCACUCUCUGGGCUGCUUCAGAGACAAGGAGAAACUGACCAAAGACCUGCUGUCUGAGGAAGAAAACCAGGAAAAGAUGAUCUACUUCCUGCUGCUGGACCGCAAGGAGAGGUAUCCGAGCCAAGAGGACCAGAACCUGCCGCCACGCACCGAGAUCGCAGACCCUCCCAGGAAGCGCGUGGACUCUCCCAUGCUGAGCCGCCACGGUAAGCGGCGGCCAGAAAGGAAGUCAAUGGAGGUGCUGAGCGUCACGGAGGGAGGAUCGCCCGUCCCGGUGCGACGAGCCAUCGACAUGGCGACCAACGGUCAGAGCAAAUCUGUUUUCAGUAAAAGCUUGGAUAUCACAAACGCUAACUGCAGCAAGGAAGAAAGAUCGCGGUCCAUCAGCGGAGCGUCCUCCGGUCUGUCCACCAGUCCUCUCAGCAGUCCCAGGCCCACCCGGCGGUUUUUCAUCCCACCUCAGUCCCCAGACCUGUGUCAAUCCCCCAACUGCAGCCCCACCCACUCCCCCGAGGUCCGCCUCAACGGGGUGGGGCCACGCACGCCCAACUCCUACCAGCCAAAGAUGGGGUCUCCCCUCAUGCACCCCCGCACGCAGACCCUCCCCGCCAAGCCCAAAGUGUCUGAGAAGCCCCUACAGACCACCAGAUCCAACCCCCUCCCCAACACCACCCAGACCCCCACCACACCCAAAUCUGAGCCGUCCACGCCGUGCCAGCCUCUGGCUCCGUGUGUCCCCAACAGCCCGCGAGUGAGACGCCACCCUCCCCUCACCGUCCCCCCUAAACUCUCCAUCCCCCUCUCCCCGGUGGCUCCCAUGUCGCCACGUCGCCGCUACCACCUCCACCCUGACCACAACGGCAAAUCUGUCCCCAUCACGCAGGUGACCCCCCACCCCUCCCCCCGAGGGAGCCCUCUCCCCACCCCCAAAGGCACCCCGGUGCACACGCCCAAGGACAGCCCGGCUGGCACGCCCAGCCCAACACCACCGCCCAGCCCGUCCAUCGGCGGCAUGCCCUGGAGGACACGCCUCAACUCCAUCAAGAACAGCUUCCUGGGCUCGCCACGCUUCCACCGCAGGAAAAUGCAAGUUCCCACCCAGGAAGACAUGUCCAGUCUGACUCCAGACUCUUCUCCAGAACUGGCUAAGAAGUCGUGGUUCGGGAACUUCAUCAACCUGGAGAAAGAGGAGCAGAUCUUCAUCGUGAUCAGAGACAAACCUCUCAGCUCCAUCAAGGCAGACAUCGUCCACGCAUUCCUCUCCAUCCCCAGUCUGAGCCACAGCGUCAUCUCUCAGACCAGUUUCCGGGCGGAGUAUAAGUCCACAGCCGGUCCGACAGUUUUCCAGAAGCCCGUGAAGUUCCAGGUGGACAUCACGUACACGGAGAGCACCAGCGCCACCAAGGACAACGGGAUCUACUCCGUCACCUUCACGCUGCUCUCAGGUCCCAGCCGGCGUUUCAAGCGUGUGGUGGAGACCAUCCAGGCCCAGCUGCUCAGCUCCGACCAGCCCGGCAUCCAGCCCCAGAUAUCUGAUGGCUCUCAGCGCUCAGCUGCUUUGCCCAGUAAAUCCUCCAAGCGUGGCAGCCCGUUGAGUAACUUCUUUGACGUAAUUAAACAGCUUUUUUCAGACGACAAGAUCCACUCGUCCGUCUCCCCUGGCGCCCCCGCCGCGCCUAGCUCCCCCGCCAAGCAUGCCCCCGGCAGCAAGCCCGGCCAGCCCCCGCCCAGUGACUCUAAAUGCCCCCCCGGCAAAGACAAAACAAAGACGCCGGCCGGCAACAGGACACAGGAACAACCUUAAGGAGCGGUAGCUGUGCAUGCCUAGAGAAAAAGCCGUAAUCAGGUCAUUUAGCGGGACGAGGACCCUUCACUUAGGAGUGAAAACAAAAGAAAAACAAAUCUACUUUUGGCCUAUACAUUUUCUACCGUAUAAUGGGAAUGGCUAUAUCAGUUUUAAAGUUGAUCAGUAUUUUACAAUACGUAGCAAAUGUAGCUAAUGUUGUCCCUACCUUGUGUCCCUCUGUGUCUCCUCGGGGGUCUUUCGGUGGGUGUGUGUCCUUCCUCACAUGUGUGAUGGCUUGACUUGUCUCUGCCACCAGGGAUCAUCCAUAAUAACUAUUAACUUGGAGACCGAGCGACACCAAGAGAGUCUGAAGAAAAGAAAAGAGGAAAACCCUUCCCUUCCCUUCCCUCUCCCCUCCUUACCCCCCCUCCCUCUCCUCCUCCUCCCUCUCUUCGAGUCCUUUCUCCGGCCGCAUCAGUAGAGUCCACUUCGCCCCCCCCCCUCCCGACCAGACCAAACAUAGAGACAUCUCGUAAAAA